UUAUGCCCGUGGCUCGUUGAACGAUUUUCUCUGUGCGCAACAGCAAUAAUUUUGGCGAGUUCGUCCUUUGUUCUUCGCCGCCAAAAAUGGGUGUUCAUAAGAAGACGCGCAAGUUUCAGGUCAAAAAAAUCAUCGGUCAGCGAGAUGCUCGUCUCAAGAAGAAUCAAGAGACUGGCAAAGCGGCGGAAUCCAAGAAGAAAACAGACGACGACGUGAUACGAGAAGCGCCCCAAGUCUCGUCUUCUCUGUUCUUUCAGUACAACACCGCCCUAGUCCCGCCUUACAACGUCCUCGUUGAUACGAACUUCCUCUCCCACACCGUCCAGAAGAAACUUGAGCUGUUACCCACGAUGAUGGAUUGCCUCUACGCAAAGUGCAUACCGAUCAUUACAGACUGCGUAAUGGCCGAGCUCGAAAAGCUUGGGCAGAAGUAUAGGAUUGCAUUGCGGAUUGCACGAGACGAAAGAUGGGAGCGAUUGAAAUGCGGCCACAAAGGCACAUACGCCGAUGACUGCAUAGUAGACAGAGUCAUGAGGCACAAGAUCUACAUCGUGGCUACCAACGAUAGAGAUUUGAAGAGGAGGGUUCGAAAGGUGCCUGGAGUACCGAUCAUGAGUGUGGCUCGGGGGAAAUAUGUAAUUGAGAGACUUCCAGAUGCCCCCGAGAAGUGAAACUCCAAACAACCUUUUCCUGUGACAUGAAACAACCAGAUGUUCCCAAGCAGAUAUUGCCGAGAAUGCGAGUCCCCCGUGCUCAGUGCCGCAAUGUUCACGCCCGAUAUUUCCACACUUUCCACCCCGACUCCAAUAUCCAAGCAAGCAGAGCCAGAGAGACGGCGCUCAGCAAGACCAUGGCGGCGAUGACCUUGUUUCGCAUCUGAAAAGCGUCGUCCAUCUCUCGCUUCGCCAAUUUGCGCUGAUGGGAAUGAUAAUAUCCAUCCUGGCUACCGGAUCGGGCAAAGAUGCUGCCAUAUGUUUGGCGGUCAAUGAGAAAUAAUGAUAUCAGAAAUGAUACGAACAGCACCGGUGCCACAAUCAAGCGACUGAGGAGGGGCUCGGCGAUGGGUGCAGAGUCGGAAGGCAUUGGACCACUUUUCUUUGCCGACAUGCUCACAAAAUCGUAUCACCAAAUUGCUGUCGACGGAUGAUUGUGAUAUAAGCCCUGAGGCGUCGCUCCAGGCUCUCACAUAGGGUUUGCUUUGAGGAUUCACGGCUCCCCAGGCUCCGAAACUGGGGAUACUGGGAUACAAAUGUGUCGCGUGGGGUACAGUGGGAGGAUGAAGCGGAAGUGCUCGCUUAGUAACAUCAACUGUGUGAUGUCAUUUGACGCUUGACUUUCUGAGGGUCAAAAAGAAGAUAAAGUCAUCAAGCUCAAAUCAAUUUGGUGCAUCAGCUUGGUUACUUGGGGGUGGCUACCGGAAAGCUCCCUCUAUGCCGGACCAAGACGGGAUUUGUGGGAGCGACAUUUUAUGGUCGCAGCCUAGCCAGCCUCGAUAAUGACCGAAAGCAACAAUCAAAUGACGACAAUGUCCAAUACGAUGCGCAAAUUAAGAGUGGCUUACAUAGAGCAUACCUGGUACUUAUGUCAUGCCCGCACAGCAGGGACAAGCUCAGCUUUGUAUGCAUAUGUAAAAUAUCCGUUUUCUAGCAUUGCCCUCUAACCUCUGAAGAUGGCUUCAUGAGCCUAGUCGUUGGAGCAGGAGGCCUUCAUAGUUGGUCUCCCGUCCUCAAAUUUUAAUGCGUGC
Messenger RNA from Cladophialophora immunda, 1744 nucleotides. RefSeq lists its product as uncharacterized. The record is from RefSeq and is a predicted model, not a curated record. The transcript has 3 exons. Lineage: Eukaryota; Fungi; Ascomycota; Eurotiomycetes; Chaetothyriales; Herpotrichiellaceae. Gene Ontology annotation, cellular component: nucleolus; small-subunit processome. Bases 87 to 671 code for a protein of 194 amino acids.